Molecule: messenger RNA, 772 nt
Organism: Aureobasidium pullulans EXF-150
Lineage: Eukaryota; Fungi; Ascomycota; Dothideomycetes; Dothideales; Saccotheciaceae
Exons: 3
Coding region: 374-772 (132 amino acids)
Source: RefSeq, a predicted model, not a curated record
GUGAUGACCAAUCGUUAUUCGAGAAAUUGCAAAUAUUACGCUUCAAUUGCCAAGCGACGACGAGGGUUAAUGUUUGUCGACCCAACUGUUGGCUCCCACGCGACGAUAUGAAGCUGUAAGGAAAUCUCAUUUAGUUCCUUCCUCAUGAAUAUCAAAUACCUUCAGCACAAACGUCAUUCGACUUCGCUUCGAAUCCAUUCCUUGUUGCAUGCAACUUCAACUCCAUCCACACUCUCGGUCAGCUCUGUCAACUCCAUCAACUGCAACUAUUCGUCGAAUGGCAAGCUGUUCAUCAGCAUCAUCGGAUACGCACCUCGUUGUCAACGCCAUCAGCUAUUGAAAGCUCGGUCGAUCAAACCAAAGUCAAACAGCAAUGGCACCAAAAGAAAACAACCCUGCACCUCUAAAGUCGAUCGUUGCUCAGAAGAGACCAUCCUCCGACACAGAUAUGCCUCGAACAAAGAGGGUACACUUUGAGGACUCAUCUCAACAAGCCCUCGUCGUCGUCCAACAGAUCAAGACGAUGGAAAAUGUUAUUGAGAGUAUCAAGUACCAACAGGAACAGGUCGAAGGAGCGAUCGAGUCGUGGAUCUUCGGCAGAGGUGGAGAAGACGCCCUGGGAGGCACCAAUGCAGCAUUCCUGCGGGUCGUCAGAAUGGCUAUGAACAGCACCAAGAUCGCAAUGGAGUUGGCCGAAAACCAGGAGCUGACGAACAAGACUUUGAAAUCGAAGGUCGAAGAGCUCCUGGAGAACGACAUCAAAGAAGAGUAG